Messenger RNA from Salvia splendens (bonfire salvia), 2616 nucleotides. Its product is annotated as myosin heavy chain, non-muscle. Lineage: Eukaryota; Viridiplantae; Streptophyta; Magnoliopsida; Lamiales; Lamiaceae. Gene Ontology annotation, molecular function: protein binding. The record is from RefSeq and is a predicted model, not a curated record. The transcript is spliced from 10 exons. The coding region runs from base 32 to 2482 and encodes 816 amino acids.
AACCAUUGGAGAUGCUCUAACACAUAGGCGUAUGGCUGACGAAGACGAUAGCUCGUCAUCUCCGCGGCUUGAGAAGCCCGGCCCGAGCCCGCAAUCGGCCCAAAAGACUCCCUCCAUGCGCCGAUCCGGUUUCGGUGACAACAGCAGCAAUUCGCCCCUUUCUAGAAAUCUGCAGACCGCUGAAGAGUUCAUAUCAUCCGUGGCGGCCAAAAUUGCUGCUCAGCCGCUUCAGUAUUCUGAUCCCGAAGUUUGGGGAGUGCUCACGGCUAUAUCUGAGAAGGCGCGCAAGCGCAGGUCCCAUUUUUUACUUGGCAUGAAUAUGCUUCUGACUUCAAACGAGCAUUGCAUUGGUCGGGUAGUAGACGAUGCUCGUUUUCAGAUCAUUGCACCAGCAGUUAGUGCUAGCCAUUGCAAGAUGUACCGAAAGAAGAUUGCUACCGGAGUUACUGAACAACAGUUGGCAAACUGUUCUGCAUUCUUGAAAGAUUCUAGCACAAAUGGGACAUAUUUAAACUGGGAGAAACUGAACAAAAAUAGCUUUGAAGCAAAGCUACGCCAUGGAGACAUUGUCUCAGUAGCACUUGCUCCGCACCAUGAACUUUCUUUUGCAUUUGUAUAUCGUGAAGUCCAGAAAUCCUCUUGUGUGACUGAUUGGGGCUCUCUAAAGAGAAAACCAGAGGAAUAUUGUGCUGAGUACAAGAGACUGAAAGGAAUUGGCAUAGGAGCUUCUGAUGGUCCACUCUCCCUUGACGAUUUUCGCAGCCUUCAAAGAUCAAAUAUGGAACUCAGGAAGCAACUGGAAGAUCAAGUUGCAACAAUUGAAUCCUUACACAGUGAAAGUCGUGCAGCUACUGAGAAGCAUGAAACUGAAAUGAAGGAGUUGAAUGAAUCUGUAUCAAAAUCUUUUCAAGAUCAAUUCAGUCAGUUGAACCAAUUUUUGGAGUCUAAAGACAAAGAAUUAGCUGAGCUAAGUCGAAUAUCUGCUGAGCAAAAACAUGGAAUUGAGGACCUUAACGAAAGACUUAGUGCAUCUCUGCAGUCAUGCACCGAGGCCAAUGAAAUAAUUGCAAGCCAGAAGGCUUCUAUAUCAGAACUCAAAGUACUACUAGAUGAAGAGCGUGAACAGAGAAGACAAGAGCGAGAAAAGGCUCUGGCAUAUAUGAAAAUGGCAAUACAAAGAAUACAGGUUGAGGCCAAGAACUACAGGCGGCUCAUGAGGAAGCAUGGUCAAAGAUUUUUAUGCUGUGAAACACAGCUACGUGCCUUCUAUUCUACAACUGAGGAGAUAUCAGGGCUGCUUGUGAAGCAGCAAGAACAGCUUAAAGCAAUGCAAAGAACCCUAGAAGAUGAAGAGAACAAUGAGACGACAUCAAAUGAUAUUGAUCUCAAUCGAGUCAAUGGGAAUGAAACUCGAUCGAUAGUGAGAGACAAGGACAAGGACAAGGAAGAGGUCCAUCAAAGCAACAACGAAGUUAAAACAGGAUCUGGUGCUUCUCCCCAUGUCCUUUGCAUGGAUCAAACCGUGUCUUCAAGUGAUGAAGCAAGUGUAACAGAGAAGCAUGACUGCAAUUCCAAAGGGCAAGAACAGGGUGAAGAAACACAGGAGGUAGAAUUCACUGGUGCUGAAUGUGAUGAUGCUAAUGGUGAGUUUGGCUCUGACAUCAAUGCCAUUGGCACAGCACCCCUUUCUUGUGGAGAUGCCAUUGGAACUGAGCAAAUUCCCGACACUGAAGGUGUCGGCACACCCCAACUCUUGGAAGGUGGCACUAUUGAAACUGAGAAAGUUCUGGAGACGGAAAGCCUGGAGCUUCAGAGCGGGAAGAACAUUGAUCUGAAUAGAUGCAGCACGCCAGAUGGGGAUACGAUGCAGGUUGACAAUAGCACCAAUGAACAAGAAACACCAGAACACGCCCAAAAGAAAUCCCAAUCACCAAGUCGCCAUGAUUGCGAGGAUACAAUGGAAGACACAGAAGGCGUAGGGACUGUCAACACAUCGGAUCUCUUGGCUUCCGAAGUUGCUGGGAGCUGGGCUCACAGCACAGCUCCAUCGGUCCCUGGAGAGAACGACUCACUAGACGGUAAUGAAUGUGCUGCACCUGCACAUGAUUCCAGCAGUGUCAUAGCAGAGAGCCAGCACCUCCUGUCCACCAAGUCAGAAGCCGCUGCUUCCAGACGAGAUCACGAACGCCGGGCACUUAGUGAGAUGAUUGGCAUCGUGGCACCUGAUCUGAGGGAGCAGUUUAGCCGCGCUGUUGAAAGCGAUGAUCGAGUGGGAUCUGAAAGAGGAGUAGCUUCUAACUCCGACACCGAAGAUUGCAGCGAUAAUGAAGACGACGAAGGCAAAGAAGCUGCUCGAGAAGCAUCGAAACAGCUGCUAGCGACGGAGACGUUGAAAUGGAGGGAGAUGAUGACACCGAAGAGGACUCUGUUGGAUAGUAAUAUCGAAUGUACAACUAGACAGUUCAAUUAUUUGGUUUAUUAAAUUUGUUUAUUUCUCUACUUUUUGUGCAUAAUGUUAUCGGUUGCUGCCAGUGUAGUAGGAGUAGGAAACACCAGCUGUGUAUAGUCUAUAGUGUUAUUUCUUCUCCGAUUACUCAAUUCUUGAUGCCCCACAAA